Molecule: messenger RNA, 389 nt
Organism: Pocillopora meandrina
Lineage: Eukaryota; Metazoa; Cnidaria; Anthozoa; Scleractinia; Pocilloporidae
Source: the annotation of a GenBank genome assembly
AUGUUUGUUCCCAAAAGAUCUGCAAAGAAAGGGAAAUCUAAUAAAAAUAAACUUGAUAUUAACCAGGAAGUAAUACAACUCAUCCAAGAAGCUGUAAGAAAUGACCCUACCAAAUAAAUGAUCAGCUUCCUAAGGGAUGAAAUGGAAAAGUCCUGUGAGCAUGAGUUAAAGUUAUUUCAACUCAUGCUUGGCAAGAGAGCCAAUUCAGGCAUGCCUCCAUCAUUCAGUAUGGAAACAGGGUUUUACCCAUCAUGGAAUCAGGGUAUCAUGACACAGGGUUUUACCUAUCAAUGCCAAGUUCUCUAGGAGCACAACAGACCACCAAGGAAAGGAUGUCUGAAGGUUCUUAUGGGAACCCUCUCCUUUAUGGUAAUGGAAAUACCAAACAU